UCGAGUCCACGCCAAGAUCGGAUUGAGCUUGACCAUCAAAUUUCAUGCCGCCUUGCGUGCGCUUCCCGGUGGCAUCUCCGGCCGGCGGCGCUCAAUCGCAAGCUUUCCGCUCCCUUCCCUCUCCUCUCCGUUUUCUCACCACUCAAAUACAUCUCCAGCCCAGAUCGGAUCAGAACCCAGUCAAUGAGGAUGAGGCGGACGUGGUGUUCGAAGGAGAAAGCAUCGCCAAUCGAUCGUACUGGAGGAAGAAGAUCCACUCGCUAUGCGCAGUCCAUGGAGACGUCGACGAGGCCCUCCGGCUUCUCGACCGUCUUCGCCUUCGCGGCUAUCGCCCAGACUUCCUCAACCUUGCCAGCAUCAUCCACUCCCUUUGCGCCGCAGGCCGCUUCGAGGAGGCCCACCGCCGCCUUCUUCUUUCCACCGCUUCCGGUUGGCUCCCAGACGAACGCACGGCUAACGUCCUCAUCGCCCGCCUCCUUGAUGCCGCCACUCCGCAUCUCACCCUCCAGGCCGUGGCCUGCCUCACGGACGCUAAACCCGCCUUCGUUCCCUCCCUCACCAACUACAAUCGCCUCAUCGACCAACUCUCCUCUCACUCUCAACCCGCAGAAGCCCACGGCAUUCUGAUCGACAUGAGGAGCAGAGGCCGCCUGCCCAAUACCGUUUCCUACACCGCCCUCAUCCACGGCUUCGCCAGAAUUGGAGAAUUGGAUCGUGCUCGACAGCUGUUUGACGAAAUGAACGAAGCUGCCGUUCCUCCCAACUCUCUCACUUACAGCGUGUUGAUCAAGGCGGUUCUCAGGAAGAGGAGAUUCGAAGAGGGGAGGGACUUGAUGGUGGAGCUUUGGAAGAAGAUGGAGGAGGAGAGUGAUCCAUCGGCCAACAGUGCCGCAUUUGCCAAUUUGAUUGACUGUUUGUGUCGAGAAGGAUUGUUCAAUGAAGUUUUCAGUAUUGCCGAGGAUAUGCCGCAGGGGAAAACUGUGAGUGAGUUGUUUGCGUAUGGGCAAAUGAUGGAUUCACUCUGCAGGGCUGGAAAGUAUCACGGGGCUUCACGAAUCGUAUACAUAAUGAGGAAGAGAGGAUUUCUUCCCAGUAUGGCUUCUUAUAACUGCAUUGUCCAUGGUCUGAGCAAAGGAAGGGGUUGCAUGAGGGCCUAUCAGUUGUUCAAGGAGGGCAUCGAGUUAGGCUAUUCACCAACAGAGUCUACUUACAAAGUUCUGGUCGAGGGUCUUUGCCAAGAAAAGGAUGUCCACAAGGCCCAGGAUGUUGCUGAGUUUAUGCUGCAAAGAGAGGCUGUCGAUAAGACAAGAAUUUACAAUAUCUUGUUGAGUGCUUUGCGUCUUCUUGAGCAUCCGAGUGAACAGUUGAAUGUGCUUGUAUCAAUGCUGCAGAAGCAAUGCCGACCAGACGUGGUGACUCUUAAUAUUGUGAUCCAUGGUUUCUGCAAGAUUGGAAAAGUACACGAAGCAAAGAAGAUACUCGAUGAUAUGUUAAAUGGUAAGUUUACUGAGCCUGAUGUGGUUACAUUUACUACGAUUAUCCAUGGUUUCAUGGAUGUUGGUCAACCUGUAGAAGCCCUUAAUGUAUUGAACAAAAUUAUGCCAAUAUGCUGUUGUGCUCCUAAUAUUGUGACAUAUAAUGCCAUUCUUCAUGGAUUAACGAGGCUUCAAAAGGUAGAUGAAGCUAUGAAAAUAUUCCAUGACAUGUUAGGUAAUGAUAUCACUGCUGACAGCACAACAUACACCAUACUGGUUGAAGGAUUAUGUAACACGGGACGACUCGAAGAGGUCAAGAAGUUUUGGGAUGAUAUCAUCUGGCCAUCACAGAUCCAUGAUGAUUAUGUUUAUGGAGCUAUCCUUAAAGGUCUAUGCUCUUCAGGAAAAUUUGAACAAUCCUGUGAUUUCUUAUAUGAAUUAGUGGACUGUGGGCUUAUUCCUGGGAUUGUAAGCUAUAACAUUGUGAUUGACUAUGCUUGCAAGAUGGGUCUGAAAAAGGAGGCUUAUCAGAUAGUGAAAGAGAUGAAAAGGAAUGGGACAAAACCAGAUGCUGUAACUUGGAGAAUUCUUGACAAGUUACAUGAUAAAAAUGGCAAAGAAUGUUGUAUCAGUAAUCUGGAAUCUGAAUUCAACACAGUUGCAGAGGAAGUAGAAAUACCAGUAAAGCUUCAACAUGAUGUGAAAUCGAUCAUACAGGAAGCAGAGUCCUACAAUAAUACUGGAAACCAUGAUAACCAAUUGGAAGGCCUUGUAGAUACAUCCUUUUAUAAACUACUUGAGGAGGAUACUUGUGGGAAUCAGAGAGAUAUAAAGCAUACUGACUUGAUCGGAGAUGGUGAAGCUGAAAAUUUUAGGCAUUCAGAACAGAAAGAACCCCUUUCAAAGAUUGCCAGGAGAAUUUUUGGACUUCUCUAAGAUAUCAGGAAUUUUAACAAAUGACGAGAGGGGAGAUUUCGAGCCUAAUACAGAAUUUGGACAGCAUCAGCAUGCAAUUAACACAUAUUCAACAGGACUGUAGUGCCACCGUAGCCAGAGCAUAAUGGUGCAGUAAGGAUCCCUUUGUUCCAUGGAAGCUGGACCCUUUUGCUUUAGAGAAUAUAUUUCUAAUGAAUAAUUUGCUGAGUGUUUUAGUAUCUGAUUUUGUAGAAAAUUUAUGAGCAAUGGAAAAUUCUUUUCCUGAUCAAUAGAAAAUAUGAGUUCCUCCUACACAAACAAUCAGUCCCUCCUCCCCUGGCUUGUUGAUGUGUCUGAUUUGUGAUUGUCACAGAUCUAUGGAAGACAUGUGUGCGUGACGGUGAGAUAUCUGAUAGGAUGUUUAAUAUGUCUCCUUCCUGUGCAAUAACUUUACUAUACAUAAUAUCUACUAAUUCAUUUCUGUGCAACCUUACCCAUUUGUAAUU
This is a messenger RNA of Zingiber officinale, 2896 nucleotides long. RefSeq names its product pentatricopeptide repeat-containing protein At3g18020-like. The transcript has a single exon. Gene Ontology annotation, molecular function: protein binding. Bases 45 to 2411 code for a protein of 788 amino acids. NCBI's taxonomy places the organism in Eukaryota, Viridiplantae, Streptophyta, Magnoliopsida, Zingiberales, Zingiberaceae. The record is from RefSeq and is a predicted model, not a curated record.